GGCACCUGGCCCCAGCGUGGGGCAACUGCAACUGACUCCGGGUGUGGGGGCUAUAAGAGGGACAGGUGGGCACGGAGGGCAGAAACCCAGGAGCCCCCAACCGACCAUGACCCAAAGCUGCAGAUACUUCAGCCCCGCCCUGGCCCCCAUCCUGCUGGCCCUGCUGCUGGGCGGCCCCGCGCUGGCCUCGGAGAUCGUGGGGGGCCGGGCGGCCCGGCCGCACGCCUGGCCCUUCAUAGCUUCGCUGCAGCGGCGCGGAGGCCACUUCUGCGGCGCCACCCUCAUCGCGCGCAACUUCGUCCUGUCGGCAGCGCAUUGUCUGAACGGCCUGAACUUUCGAUCGGUGCGCGUGGUGCUGGGGGCGCAUAACCUGCGGCGGCGGGAGCGAACCCGGCAGAUGUUCAGGGUCCAGAGGGUCUUUGAAAACGGCUUCGACCCCUUGAGGCUGGAGAAUGACGUCGUGGUUCUCCAGCUCAACAGGAUGGCCACCCUCAACGCCAAUGUGCAGGUGGCCCGGUUGCCUGCCCAGGACCAGGGCGUGGGCAAAGGUGUGCAGUGCGUGGCCAUGGGCUGGGGCCAGCUGGGCACAAACCAGCCACUGCCCCAAAUCCUACAGCAGCUCAAUGUGACCGUGGUGACUGGCCUCUGCCGCCCCACCAACGUGUGCACCCUGGUGCCACGCCGGCACGCUGGCAUCUGCUUUGGGGACUCCGGCGGGCCCCUAGUCUGCAACGGGCUGGUCCAUGGGAUCGAUUCCUUCGUCCGUGGAGGUUGUGGCUCCGGGAUCUUCCCAGACUCCUUUGCCUCUGUCGCCAAGUUUGCCAACUGGAUCAACUCUAUCAUCCAGCGCCACGGUGACGACGAUGGCCCCUCCCUCCACCCCAGGGACCCCGUGGGCAGGACCCGCUAGAAAAGCUGCACCUGUCACGCCCCCUCACCUGCCCCUGGCUGGGCCUUUCCCAUGAAGCAUCACUCAGCAUCUGGCACAAUAAAAACCUCUGUUUUGUAGAAGGUGUCUGCGUGUUUGUUGGUUGGACAACUGAGUCUUGAAAAGUCCUUAGGAGAAGGUCUUGGGCAUGUCACGAGUACACUGCCACCAGGUGGUGGCUAAUUCAGGGCACUGGGUUAAGAAGUCCCUUCCCUACCUUCCACAAAAGGAUCCCAGUUGCUAUUUCUGGUUUUCCCUCCUGUUAAACAAACCAGUGCUGCAGGUGGUGAGAACACAGAGCACUACAGCAGGUGUUCACAUAUGCUUACAAAAACAGACAUCACUCCGAGUCUUUGGAAGUAUUCACUCAGCUGGUCCUCUCUCUGCUCUCGAAGCAGAGGGGCAAACAGGUAUGAAGUCACACUCACGAGCCUGGGUUCGAGUCCCAGCUCUGUGACUUUGAGCAACUUGUGUGCUGUCUCUGAGCCUCUGUUUCCCUGCAGUAAAGAGUGACGGACUGUCUGGGAAGCAGCCAGCCAGGAGUUGGGGUCCCAGGCCAGCCUCAGCUUCACUGAGUGGGGAGACAGUCCCUCCCCAACCUCCCCAG
Dama dama (fallow deer) is the source of this 1535-nucleotide messenger RNA. It is a transcript of the gene ELANE, whose product is annotated as elastase, neutrophil expressed. NCBI's taxonomy places the organism in Eukaryota, Metazoa, Chordata, Mammalia, Artiodactyla, Cervidae. The record is from RefSeq and is a predicted model, not a curated record. Bases 107 to 910 code for a protein of 267 amino acids. Gene Ontology annotation, biological process: acute inflammatory response to antigenic stimulus; proteolysis. Gene Ontology annotation, molecular function: serine-type endopeptidase activity. The transcript has 5 exons.